Bactrocera latifrons is the source of this 884-nucleotide messenger RNA. RefSeq lists its product as uncharacterized. Lineage: Eukaryota; Metazoa; Arthropoda; Insecta; Diptera; Tephritidae. The transcript has 3 exons. Bases 86 to 844 code for a protein of 252 amino acids. The record is from RefSeq and is a predicted model, not a curated record.
UUUAGUGCUGAACGAAAAAUUCUUCAUUAAAGUAAAUUUGACAAGAAUUUUGUUUACAAACAAGUUUGUUUUGUUUAUUUCUCCUAUGGAUUGGCCAACAGAAAAGCUGUUACGACUCAUUGAGCUUUUUAAAAAAAAUCGCUGCCUCUGGGAUCCUAAGGAUAGAAACUAUAAGAAAAGUAACGUUAAAGACAGGGCAUGGAAUAACAUCAGCGAUGAGUUGGAAAGGAGUGCCGUUGAGACUAAGAAAAAGAUGGAAUCGCUUCUUGCUUCAUAUCGUCGAGAGCGUAAAAAAUAUGAAUUAGCUUUAAGCGGUUCUCAUGCGGACAAGGGGUAUAUUUCAAAGUGGUUCGCGUUUAAUGCGAUGAGUUUUAUGGCUGACAGAUCAUUUGAUAGAAGGCCCAGGCACGAUAUACAUCAUGAACCUUUGGAUGAAAUAUUACAACAAGAUAGUUCUCACAGUCAGGACUCCUACGAGGUUAAUUCGAAACGUAUAAGACCAAAUGAGAAGGAAAGUCCGAGAAGAAGUGAUGCAUUUGAUGUUACGCACCCUGCAAUGACUAAAGAAAAAGAGAGUACAAACUCCUGCUGUAUUAACAGGAGCGCUGCCGAAUUUAAAAGGCGAGAUGCUAGUGAUAUAUUCGGAGAAUAUAUUUCUACAAAGCAUCGAAAAUAUAGUGAUCAUGUCAAAAAUGUAAUAGAACAUCAAAUUGCACAAAUUUUGUUUGAUGCCGAUAUGGGUCUCUACAAUCCCGGCACAACAACGACAGUUACGAUAUCCGCCCGAUCGCCAAUUGUAGAAACGGACACAGGAGGCUCUUCGGAAAUAAUUUAUGAAAAAUAGUUGGUGUUGCAUUUUCGUAGAUACAGCUGAGACAAUUACA